AUGGUACCCAUCUGGCCGGAUCAGGAGCCGAUUACAAUUCUUCGUCCUCGGUCCUUGUGUUCUGUCCCAAAAAGAAGCCUCAAUGUGUCUUUGCCAAACGUGAGCUGCGCCUGUGGUAUGGUGAAGAUUUGCGCGUCCCUGAUAGCUAGAGUGACAAUGGUGGCAAAACGUGCGCAGAUGUGCACGGACAGCCGGUGUAAAACAGCAAAGACCAAGCUCCUAACCUGAAAAUGUCAUCGCUACAGAGAAAGUUGAGAGCUUUAUUGUAUUCAAACUGAAUUAGUUAUAAUAAAUUAAAGUGAAUCGACGUAGUUUAUGUCACAGUUGUUUCCUCUAGACUUUUUACUGUCUUCUAUUAUUUCAUGUUGCAUGACAUUUCUCUUUCUUUCCUUCCCGCUUUAUUCGUUUCUCUUCCCUAAUUUUUUCCCGUUGUAGACAGUUUUCCCGAAUGCCCUGAGAAUCAUGAAAUGACUUACAGAUGGGAAAUGAAAAAAUUAUUUUCAGGGGUUUUUUGGACAAAUAAUAAAGCUGCAUGAGUUUUGUCAUUUAUCUGUUGUCAUAUGGUUUUAAACGCAUCUAGCCUUCGAGUAACUGCAUCCUGCCCCCAAAGAAAGAAAAACGGCGGGAUGUGUCAAUAUAAUUUCAUGAUCUUCGGGGCCUAAGGAAAAUAAUGUUCUUGUUAGUAUGCAUAAAAUAAAAAAGAGCCUCAGAUUACAAAAAGCGAUAACGAGAGGAGAAAAAUGGUAGCAAUACGCCUUUAUCUACUCGUAAAACACAAGGCUCAUCUGGGACCCCCUUCUUGAAAGACCCUGUAACUUUCCGGGCCCGAAGCCGAAUAUUGAAAUCAAGUCUACAGAAUAAACUGGCGCGUAUCUUAGCUUAAAAACAGUAGAUAUUUCAUUUUGUUAACUAAUAGUUUUAUCACAUCACAAUUAUAGUUUUCUGGCUAGCUAAUUAUCGGGGCUUUCAAGAAAUUGGCUCUAGGACUUGAAGAAGGGCCAGUUUUGUUUUCAGAAUGGGUUGGAUUGUUUAUUAAUAAAAACGUUCGCCUUAAGUCGGAAUGUUUUCCGUGACCUGCUAAAAUCAAAGCAAAUAAACCAUUAUAACGUCUUCCUGUUUACUUAGUCAAGAUUUACUUCAGAAUAGAAAAUGUCAACCGUGUUUAUAAAAAUAUAGCGGUGACUUAGUUUGUCGCUUUACAUAUUGACGAGAAAAUUCGAGUUGUGCCUCACUGAGGAAUUGGGAUAAGCAAAGGAACGCUAAAACAUUAGCGCUCAUUAGCGCCCAGAUUCUCAUUCAAAAAACACUGCGGAGCAUUUCGUUGAAACGCCAGCAUUCAAGGAGCACUUUGAGAGUUGACUGAAAGGUACGAUACUGUGAUGUUCAAUAUUCAGCUUCAGCUGCAACGGACCGGCUACCAUACAGUUUUUUUUAUAUUUUGUUGCCGAUUACCCUUUGAGUCAUAUCCACGCUAAAAAAACUGUCUUUUCUUUCAAAAACGUUCGGCUCGAGUCACGGACCAGAAAAAAAAAGAUUCAAACGGUGGUUCAGUGCUUAAAUUUACUCUUCAUAAAAAAACAGGGGCACCUAACGACAAUUUUUGGAAAAUAUCUGUUCGGAAAACGAUUUGAGAUCUAGAAUUUUCGGAACAUUUGUUGUAAAAUUUCUUGCUUGCCUGCCUCUGCUAGGAUUUUCGAACUUCUAAGAAUGAUAUAAUUGCCCAUUUUUAACGUAUUUUUACCCUUAAAAGGUCACCUAGAAUUUUCGGGAGCCUUUUUUCUGGCUGAAAUUUUCGACAAGGUAACUUUUGAUCCCUAUAAUGUUCGGAUCACUAGACUUUCAGCUAGGAAAUCCGAACAGAUGAAAAAUUUUUAGGGGAUAAAAAUAUGCCCAUAUCUACCGUUUAAAUACUAAAAUACGUUCAACAAUGCUAUAUUUAAGUGGUUUUGAACUAUGUUCUCGUUGGGUGCCCCUGAAAAAAAUUAUAAACCUAGUAAAUAUGAGUUGUAAGUUACAGAAGAACCAGAUGAAAAUUCAUAUGCGUGGAAGCGAAAAAAAGAAUUAAUGCCCGAACAAUGUUACGAAAAAAAAUGUUUAAAUGAAAAUAAUGUCCUUGUAUUCAUAUUUUUCCAAUUUAUUCUUUUUUAACUUAAAUUCAAGACAUGAAAUUCAAAUUUCUGAUGUUGGCCAUAAUGUUGGCGAUUUUUCCCAUUCCUACUGAAGCGUCAUCAAGGACCUGUCCUCGCUGGGUGAAACUAAACAAGUCGCCCGUCUGCUUUGGCGCCAAGGGAAACCAGUAUGGUCGUUUUUCCUACCAUCGAAACAUCUUCGUGAGCUCGUUCAUGCUCGUGCACCGCUCGGGAAAAGUGUCAUGUAAUAAACGCGCCUACAGCUACUGGGGAUGUCAACCAAAUCAAGGACAACUGCUUGUGCUCUUGACUGAUCAGAACAACAAGAUACUAGCUCCAGAAGCGAAAAUUGUUAAUAGCAGUGGACGGUAUAACCUGGCCGGAUACAGCUCUUCCUCGUCAGUCCUGGUGUUCUGUGCCUCAAAGAAGCCUCAAUGUGUCUUUGCUAACAGCGAGCUGCGUCUGUGGUAUGGGGAAGAUUUGCGUGCCGGUCGUGGUGAUAGCGACAAUGGGGGUAAAACGUGUGCGGAUGUGUACGGACUGCUGGCUUAA
Messenger RNA from Porites evermanni, 2681 nucleotides. The record is from the annotation of a GenBank genome assembly. Lineage: Eukaryota; Metazoa; Cnidaria; Anthozoa; Scleractinia; Poritidae.